Cyprinus carpio (common carp) is the source of this 2879-nucleotide messenger RNA. RefSeq names its product ubiquitin-associated protein 1-like. Bases 1380 to 2780 code for a protein of 466 amino acids. Gene Ontology annotation, molecular function: ubiquitin binding. The transcript has 6 exons. Gene Ontology annotation, biological process: ubiquitin-dependent protein catabolic process via the multivesicular body sorting pathway. Lineage: Eukaryota; Metazoa; Chordata; Actinopteri; Cypriniformes; Cyprinidae. Gene Ontology annotation, cellular component: ESCRT I complex. The record is from RefSeq and is a predicted model, not a curated record.
UGUGUGUGUGUGUUUCAGGCAAAGGUAAUAUAGAGAUGGAUACAAGCUGCAUCCCAGUUUGCUUACUCAUGCAUACUACAGCUAUUUACAUCAGUGGUGAUGGGGAAAAUUGCAUAAUUUUGAGUAUGCUAGUAUUACAGUACAUAAUGUAAUAAAAUUACACAUUGUAUGUAAACGUUGACUUGUAGAUAAAUUUAUUCACUAUUACGACAAAAAAAGAUGAACUGUUACAAGCUCCGCCUCUUCUGUAGCGCAAGGGGAUUGUGGGUAAUAUUGGCUCAAAAGGCAUCCACAGAAAGAACAUACCAUCCACAUUUAGAUAUAAUAUUUUUUGACAUACUAUGAUUUGCAUACUGUAUAGUAUGGAUAGUAUGCAAAUUGGGAUGCAGAUAUUGUCAUCCUUCCCUGUUUCUAUUUUUACUUCACUUACAUAUUCAGGUAAAAGAAAAGGAUUAAAUGAUUGUUAGUGCUGAGAAAGGGUUCGUGUGAGGUCAUAGAGUCUCUGUCAAUCACAAACUAGGGCGGGACCACUGGUUUGCUCACAUCUUCCAUUUCCAAAACAGCAGUUACAGUUUCAUCAGUUCUAUUAGAGAGAAACAGGAAUAUUGUGUGUGUGAGAGGAAAAAUUGCGGUGCGUGUCACGCUGAAUGUUUGCGGAUCACACCGUAGCAAUAUGUUGUAUUGAAUUGUAUUUGUAUAUAAUAAUUUGAGUGAGGUUUAAAUUCAUUUAAGCAUUACGGGAACGAUUCUGUGUCACAGAAAGAACUUGAGAGAUUGAAAGUGUCAGCAGAUGUCUGUAAUCUGGAGAUUGUGUGUGUUUUUGCUCAUCCACCAUCAACUGAUCAGUUUCUUUCACAUCAUUUCACUGAAAUCAUGUAUUUACUGUUAUUUGCUAAAUGUUUAUUGCCAGUGAUGAUUUCACAAAACUGCUUUUACCUACAACUGCAUAUCCCAAGGUGUUAAGCUCUACAUUACUGAGUAAACUGCUCAUAAUAAAAUUAUGAAUAUGUUUUUAAACAAGACUUGUUUGUUGUGUGUUUUAAAGCACUGGAGACAACCAAAAAUCCUGCUGUUUUAGUUUAGGGCCUCUAGAGGGCGCCAUAAACCACACACAUCUUCACUGCUUAUGCAAUAUGGCCUAACUGUGUUAUGUCUGAUAGUGCCUGCUGUGCCAUUUCCUGAUGUCUCAGCCUUUUUCAGAUUCACAGCGAGUAAACAGACACCACGCCUUCAAACUAAUAGCAAUAACGCAGUGAGAAUGUUCAUGCAUCUGAUAACAUAUUAUUACACAGGCAGCAUCGCUGUUCAUGGUAUCUAUAGGAGUUUAAAACCUCUUAGUAUCUUCAGCCCUUUACUCUCAUGUGAAAAAUGGAAAGGAAAUGAUUGUGUGUUUGUUUCAACAGGAUAUGAAAGGAUUAUUGUGUGAGUCAGUGUAUAAGCCUGAUAGCGCUUGUUUGUGUGUGUGUGUGUGUAAGCCUGUGUUGAUUCACAUGGGGACUUGUUAUUAUGCACACGUGAAGCUGAUUAGUACACACUGUCACUGUGCAACCGAGGAACAAUACGUAUAUAGUUCAGAUCAGCGCAGAGACACUACCAGAAACUACAGAAUGUGUAGCCUGGAUGAGGUUCCAUUUAAUAUCUCUCUGUUGGGUCAGAAAGAGCCGGUCACAGCUCCUGAACUUAAGAUCCCAGACUGUGUUCAAAUACUGCGUGAUACAAAGUAUUCAUUCACUCUGGAGAAAAAGAUCAUGGCUGCAUGGGAAGAACAGCAGUGGAAGAACAGGAAAGCCAAAAAGACACCACGGAGUGUGUGUCCCACCUGCCCGCCAUAUUGGCUGAUGUUCAGUAACCCACAGCAGAGCCGCAGGGUGCACCUCAGAAGUGCAGAAUUAUGGGAACUGGGCCCACGCCCCCGCAGUUUAAGCCUCAGUGCUGCUGACUCACAUAAGCUCCGCCCACUACGGGCGGUCCAGUUCCUCAUCGCCGACAUGGACUACGAGGGCGGCUACAGCGAAGACAACGAGAGCUCGUCUGAGGAUGAUGCUGUUUGUAGAAAAGAAAGACCGAAGAGUUCUGGUCCACAGUGCCCAUGGAUUUCUGCACAUCACACCCAGCGAGGCUCCACCCCUCGCCCAGUCCCUUCCGGCACUCUCCACAAGGCCCGACCAAGCUCCGCCUCCUCUGUUAAAGACAUACAUAAGCCUGUCCCCCCUGCCCUCAGCCAGACACCGCAGGGCAGCCCUCACGGCUCCAGAGCCCCCCGCAAGAAGCCCAGCAUAACAAGAACCAGCGGGCGACGGAACUCACACACCCUCCUACAGCCGAGACCCUCAUCCGCAGGACCGCUGCCCUCCGCCAGGACUCAGAAACACUCUUCAAAUGGUGUACGUCCGCGGACGUCCGCAGGACUACAGGAUGCUUCAGCAGACCUUCUGUGCGCUUUGAGUCAGGAAGAAAGGGAUCUUCUCGAAGCUGUUACACUACAUGGAUACACACUGCACACUGCCAUACUAGCACUGCAGAGGACAGGACCCAAGAGUCCAGAUCAGGUUUUGAGUAACCUUAUGUCAUGUGACCGUCUGUGUCGGCUGGGUUAUGAGAAGACUCAGGUGGAAGAAGCUUUGGAGAUGUUCCAAAACUGUGAGGCCAAGGCUUCAGAGUUUCUGCUGGUUCAGUUCUGUGAGAUGGGUUUCCCGCAGAGCACCAUUAAAGAAGUUUUACUGGUUCAUGAGAACCAUAAAGAGAAAGCCCUGGAGGAGCUCAUGACCCGCAGCGACUAAGAACACACAGAAAGAUCCUCAGCUAUGUGAACAAAUGAAUCCCAACCUCCAUGAGUGAAAUGAUCCUCAACUUCAUGAAUAAAUGAAUCAGCUAUAUGA